Molecule: messenger RNA, 2721 nt
Organism: Exophiala viscosa
Lineage: Eukaryota; Fungi; Ascomycota; Eurotiomycetes; Chaetothyriales; Herpotrichiellaceae
Product: homeobox protein cut-like protein
Exons: 3
Coding region: 204-2399 (731 amino acids)
Biological process (GO): intra-Golgi vesicle-mediated transport
Cellular component (GO): Golgi membrane
Source: RefSeq, a predicted model, not a curated record
AAAGCCCCCAAAUGCGGAGUGGUUGCGGCCAGAUUUCCAAUUGACGCGUUCAAUGUCCUCAACUCCGGACAUGCAUGUGGCUUUUGCCCAUAGUCUCUCCUGAAAGACUGAUCGUUUAGACCUUAUAACUUCGGACUCUCUUCCUCGACUAUGAAAGCCGCUUUCACGCGCAUUCCCAUGAGCAGCCUUUGCAACUCAGCGUGAUGGACGCGCUGGCUGUUUCAGAGGCCCACGCUACAGGGGCGGACGCCCCAAGCAACGACAAUGAAAUUGAGGAGAUAUCAAGCGGACAGGCUGAGAAUAAGUUUCAGAAGGCUAUCUCAGCAUGGCGAAAUAUCGACCUGUCCACGUUGAUGCCCCAACUCGAUUCGACCGCUUCGGAAAUUGUUUCUCAGCAGAGGGAUGCGUUGGUGGAGCGGAAGGAUCUUGCUCAAAAAACAAAGGAUUUCAGAAAGUUAGAGGAUGCUGCAAAGUUGACGGAGUACAAGUCAUUGCUGAAAUCCUAUCAGACAUUCAUUGAUUUGAUCACUGGUCAUGGCAAGACAGCAACUUCAGCCUUCCUCCAGCUGUAUCAGUCAUUGUCAGAAGCGCCGGAUCCUUUCCCCCUGCUCGAAGCCUCGGUGGAUUCCCUUGUAGCAUCGGAAGACACAGUCCCGAAACUCACCACAGAAAACCACCAACUGCUGUCCAGGGUCAACAAACUGACGGCACAGCUAGAAGAGGCAGAGAGCAGACUACAGGACGAGAGCAACGCACGAAGAGAGGCAGAAGUCGGAACGGGGACUAAGGUGCAGGAGAUCGAAGCCAAGUGGGAGAAGGUCCUGGAAGAGAAGCAGAGUAAUUGGACGGCAAAAGAGCAAGCCUUGGAGGAGAAGAUCGAGAACCAAGACAGGCUGCUUAAAGAGUUGAAGGCAAGCUACGAGGUGUCUCAGCGCCUGCAAGAUGGAUCUGCCGACAUCGCGGCGUCAAAGGCCGCUUCUGCAGAAUUGGAAAUGGUAAGCUCCGAGCUUGAGAAGACCAGUGCUCGUCUGGCCGAAAUCGAAGCCAGAAAUGAGCAAAUGCGUGUCGACCUUGCACGGGCUACCAGUCGAAACACGACGAAUCACGAUAUCGAGGACGAUCCGGCAUUCUUGAGGCUCCAGUCUGAGAACUCUUCACUACUACGAAAGAUUGAGUCUGCACGAUUCGAUAAAGAAACGGAGAAGCGUGAGUGGGAGAACAGACUUCGUCAGGCAGAACGACAGCGGUCUCAGCUCGCGAAUGACACCGACGAACUACGGGCGAAAGUCAACAAAUGGUCGGACUAUGAAGACCUGAAGCGGGAGCUGGACACACUUCGAUCGCUUGAAUUGUCAGUCGAAGACGAUGAAGACGCCAAUGGGACUGCCUUGAACGGGGGUGCAGAGAGUGCCAACAAGCAAUCUUUAGAGCAGCUCCUGUUAGCCCGCAACAAGAAGCUGAGCAAUGAGCUGACCAUUCUUCGAGUCUCUCACCAGGAUGUACAACGGCAACUCGACGAAUUGCAAGAGGAACUAUCACGAACCAAUGCCGAGCUAGAAAGGUCUCAAAAGCUGUCUUCGACCUUGGAAAAUGAUCUUUUAAGAAUGCAAGAGGAGGCUGCAAAUAUUCUGCCAUCAUCUGGUAUGUCCGUCGCAGGCACUCAUGUGUCUCGAUAUCCAUCAGGCUCUUUACGGCGAGGAAGAGCAUCCCCCACAUCAUCAAUCAUUUCUGGAUACGACAUGGCCCCUCGUACAAACACACUAGAUUCACUGCGGUCAGGAGAACCAAUGGGUGGGGGGUCAGGCAUACUACCCAUGAUCCAAGCUCAACGCGACCGCUUCAAGCAGAAGAAUCAACAGCUCGAAGAAGAGCUUUCGAAAACAUACGCUACUGUGACUGCUUUGAGACAAGAAGUUGCCUCCCUUCAACGAGACAAUCUAAAUUUGUAUGAGAAGUCGAGAUACGUGUCAGCGUACAGCCGCGGACCCACAACCACGUCCUCAUCAUCCUAUUCCGGAGCUCCUGGUCAUACCUCUGUGAAUAUAUCAGAUGACACUACAACGGACAGAUGGAAAUCGCAAUAUGAGGCGAAUAUAUCGCCUUUCGCGGCCUUCCGAGGCAGAGAAGCCACUCGUGCUUACAAGCGUAUGAGCUUCCCAGAAAGGAUUGUUUUCUCACUCACUAGGAUUGUCCUCGCCACAAGGACUUCUCGCAAUCUUUUUGCCGCAUACUGCUUGGCACUGCAUAUGUUGGUCUUUCUGAUGCUAUACUGGAUGGGCACUAAUGAUAUCGAUCGCACUGCCGCUCACCUGGGCGAAACUGUUGCCGCAGUUGGUGCAGCAGGAAUGAAUUCUCCCAAUUCCCACGGAGCAGAAUGGCAUCAGGAGGAGUUCGGGUAGACUCCUAUGACGAGGUAGUCAGCACCGCUCCGUCGCGUGUGUUGCUUCCUGUGCACCUGUCUCAGCCUCACUUCUUCUCUCCAGGCCAGUUCGUACCGGGCUAUACGAAGCACGUUGACAUGGUUAUGCUCGCUAUGCAUGCAGGAUAUACCUCCUGAUGCUUCACUUCUUUCGAUGAAACAUUACAUUCAAGCUUGUGUGAUUGAAAGGACUACCCCUUGCCUUAGACACGGGCUGGGGGCACAUAUGCUUUCCAGCGGUUUUAGCGAAGGAAUUUUCAUCUCUAUAUAUGCAUCUAUACGGGGUAUGGGGAACCAGGACU